UACCGUGAAGUGGACCAGAGACAACCAUGCUGAAUCUCAGCCGGCCGAUUGAGGAGCAGGGACCCCUGGACGUGAUCAUCCACAAGCUGACCGAUGUCAUCCUCGAGGCUGACCAGAAUGACAGCCAGUCCCUGGAACUGGUGCACAGGUUCCAGGAGUACAUUGAUGCUCACCCUGAGACCAUCGUCCUGGAUCCCCUCCCCGCCAUCAGGACCCUGUUAGACCGCUCCAAGUCCUACGAGCUUAUCCGCAAGAUCGAGGCCUACAUGAAAGAUGACAGGAUCUGCUCACCGCCCUUCAUGGAGCUUACGAGCCUGUGUGGGGAUGACACCAUGAGGCUGCUGGAGCAGAAUGGCCUGGCCUUCCCCUUCAUUUGCAAAACCAGAGUGGCUCAUGGCACCAACUCUCACGAGAUGGCCAUUGUGUUCAACCGAGAGGGCCUGAAUGCCAUCCAGCCUCCCUGUGUGGUCCAGAACUUCAUCAACCACAAUGCUGUACUGUACAAGGUCUUUGUGGUGGGCGAGUCCUACACGGUGGUCCAGAGACCCUCACUCAAGAACUUCUCUGCAGGCACAUCAGAUCGUGAGUCCAUCUUCUUCAACAGCCACAAUGUGUCAAAGCCGGAGUCUUCAUCAGUCCUCACUGAGCUGGACAAGAUCGAGGGAGUAUUCGAACGGCCAAGUGAUGAGGUUAUCCGGGAGCUGUCCCGGGCUCUGCGGCAGGCGCUGGGAGUGUCACUGUUUGGAAUCGACAUCAUCAUUAACAACCAGACCGGGCAGCACGCUGUCAUUGAUGUCAAUGCCUUCCCAGGCUAUGAGGGAGUGAGUGAGUUCUUUACCGACCUCCUGAACCACAUUGCCACAGUCCUGCAAGGCCAGAGCACGGGAGGAACUGCCACGGAGGAAGUGGCCCCGCUGAGGCACAACAGGCUCCUGGCGGAACCAGCAGGCAGCCUGGCUGGUGAGCGGACGUGCAGUGCCAGCCCUGGCUGCUGCAGCAGCUUGAAGGGCCAGGACACACCCUGGAAGACUGAGACCGAAGCAGGCAACAUGGCCACUGGUGCUUCCGCCAAGCUGCCGCACCAGAGACUUGGCUGCACCACCGGCGUGUCACCCAGCUUCCAGCAGCACUGUGUGGCCUCCCUGGCCACCAAGGCCUCCUCACAGUAGCCACAGAGCCCAGGACCCAGAGGGGCGGCGCAGAGCAUGGAACACACCCACUGGGCCAGCAGCUCCAAAUGGGAACACUACUAAGAAUUCCCGGUGAUCUGAUGCUUCUCUGUUUUAAUUUUUUUACCUGAUUUUCUGAUGUUAUGAUCGGAAUGAAGUGGGGGGGGGAGACAGAGCAGAACACCAAGUGGUCCAGCCUCGAGGAUGCCGCCUUACUCCUGCUGUGCAGAUCUCCUCACUGAGUUUACACACGCUUGUGUUCUCAACACUAGGUCUGAAUGUGAGGUUGGGUGUAUGCAUGUGUGUAUGAUUGUCAUGCAAGCGUGAGUGUGCAUGUCUGUCUGUCUUCAUGGCUGUUGUGAGUCAGGCUCUGGGCACCCUGGAAGGAAGCCCAUACCUGGCCAGGCUGUUGCAGCUAAGCAGGCGAAGGACGAACGGUUUGCCUAGUUCCCCUCUUCACACCUGCCCACACCCAGACCUCACCCUCCCUCUUUUCCCAGAUGUGCCCUCCUCCUAAGUUAACCCUUGCCCCUGUGCAGCUGACCCUUGCUUUCCAAAGCCAAGGAAGCAGUAGAUGCCCCCUCAGGAGCUCUCCGUGGGGGAUCUGAGCCGUAGGAAGGGAGAAGAAGCUUCCUAUGGUGUGGCCAAAGCCCACUGGCUAUUGCUAGUCUUCACUGGCUCGCUGAAUACACCAGGCCACUAUCCUCUCUGCCCUGACCUUGCUGCUCACUGAGAUCCAGGAAGGAGGCCAUCUGACUAGGAGUCCAGGAGUCUGCCAGGCCCCAGGAUUUACACUGGGACUCUGAACAGAUCAUUCCGUGAGUCUUCAGGCCUCCACCGCCUUGUCUCUUCAGGAUGGCUCCUGAAACAGAGAACUGAAGGCCUGACCUAGUGUUCUAACCCUUGAGGAUACCUGCUUCCUCGUGUCAGCAUCCAGGUCCCUCUCUUCAGGUGAGAGAAGACCACCCACAGGGCUGCUCCUGUACAUACACACACGCACACACACGCACACACACGCACGUACGCACGCCAGCCUCUCCUGGCACAGCAAGGCCCUGCGUAGCCCUGCUGUGUUCAUGGCAAGUCCCUUGUACUGAGCACUAGGCAAGCCCCCAAGGGAGUUGUGCCCCAGUUGAGACUCACUCUGUCACCACAGCAGCUGACAGACUACCCACUGGCCCCAAAGCCCACAGGAAAGGACACCUGUGGAGCCCCAGAUGAGCAGCCCAGGGCCCCCAAGGGUGAUCUUAUGUCUUAAGAUAUCAGCUCACUGUGCAAAGAGAAUGUGGCCUUUGGAUUGUCCUUAGGUCUAAUAAGAUGGAGUACACGAGAGGAAGCGGCAGCAGCCCUGGGGAAGGCCACUAAGGGCCGUGCUGGGGCAUCCUUUGGGCAAGGAGAAGCUGAUUGGCUUUCGUGGAAGCAGAACCCCAGGACUAACCACGUUUACAGGACCUGAGUGUUGAACUGAUGAUGUCUGUAUGUCACCUUCCCAGGCCUGACCCUGAAUACAGGGGGUGGGAAGUGUGGCCGCCUCUUGCACUGCUUUGUCUCUGGAAUAAACUACUGAGAUCAAACUGCA
Molecule: messenger RNA, 2748 nt
Organism: Grammomys surdaster
Lineage: Eukaryota; Metazoa; Chordata; Mammalia; Rodentia; Muridae
Gene: Itpk1
Product: inositol-tetrakisphosphate 1-kinase
Exons: 9
Coding region: 27-1169 (380 amino acids)
Biological process (GO): inositol trisphosphate metabolic process
Cellular component (GO): cytoplasm
Molecular function (GO): inositol-1,3,4-trisphosphate 5-kinase activity; inositol-1,3,4-trisphosphate 6-kinase activity; ATP binding
Source: RefSeq, a predicted model, not a curated record